GUCAAAACAAGGGGCAAGAGCUCUGGGGUCCUAUUCCUCGCUCAAGGAAGAUCUCAUUUUCGCUGAGGCGGGCGGGCGUGUUCAAUAGCGCAAAAUAAACUUUACCUGUUCCAGCGGUGAAACGUUCUCUCUCGUCCGGAUUAGUUGGAUGAACCGUCUCCAGGGGAGGACUAUAAACAUCAACGGGGAUGCCAACCUCUUCAGGACCUAUCCCUCCUAAUCCGAAUCUGCCGAACGGCGAGGAUCUGUCUGAGAAGGACUAUCUUGCUUUCAAGAACACCAAGAUCAGUGGCAACGAGAUGGAGUCCGACAAGAUUCUGCAGAGGACCAGCUCGCUGCUGCAGAACAAAGCAUUUACCGACGUAACAUUCAUCGUCGGACCGCCUUCGGCUUCGAAGAAAUACGUUGGGCAUCGGGUUCUACUCGCGAUGACCAGUCCUGUUUUCGAGGCCAUGUUCUAUGGCGAUAUGGCCGACAAGUCGAAGGUGAUCCGAAUUUCGGAUAUCGCGCCGAUCGGUUUCGAGAACCUCCUGCGCUAUGCCUACACCGAUAAUCUGAAAUUGGAGACUGUCGAUGACGCAAUGCUCACCGCAUUCGCCGCGAAGAAAUACAUUCUACCGCAUCUUCUGAAAGACUGUUUCGCUUUCAUCGAACGGAACGUGACUCCAUCCACCGUCUGCCAGGUUUUCGAGUUUGCUUCCGUAAUGGAGGCCUACACGUUGAUUUUCCAAUGCCUCAACAUCAUCGAUCGCCAGACAUACCACGUCCUCACCGCAGACAACUUCCCGAAUGUCCAGCCUAGUACGCUAGAGACGAUCGUCCACAGAAAAUACCUGAACCUAUACUCCGAGUACGCUCUGUACCAAGCAUCGUUGCAGUGGGCCACUGAGGAAUGCAACAGGAGAGGACUCGACAAGUCUGAAGUAGAAAACAUUCGAGCAUGUAUGGGCGACACCGUUGUCGGACAGCUCCGUUUCCUGGCUUUGAGCCCCGAGGAGUUCUGCAAAGGCCCGGCCAAGAGCGGUCUGCUGACCCGCGACGAGUGCUACGCUGUCUUCAUGAACAUGGCGAUACCUGGAAUAGUUGCACUACCGAAAGGAAUAAGCGCCGAGGGCACGAAGAGGUUGAGCCCUCCGGAACACUUCAUUACACGGAGGUACCAAUCCGUGUCCUUCCACCCACCGUCGAGACCGUUGCGAUUCAUCGGGAUCAAGUUCACAGUUCUUACCCGCGAUAUCUUCGUGACCGGUAUAGGAUUCCCUCUCCGGCAGGACCUGGGCUCCUACAGUGUCCGCACACACAAAUACGAUGGGGUCCUGCGGUGCAGCUACAAGAUACAGGAGGACCGACGAGAGCGCGAAGAAUGCGAAGUGAGCUUCGCUCUCAGUAAGGAAAAAGAUGUGAAACUCAAGCUCACCAAGCCUUUCUUCAUUCGAAAAGGAUUGGAGUACGAACUCGAGCUCCAGCUCUCUCACGUGGUCAGUGACGAUGUUAUAAUCCCGUCACUGCGGAACAGGAAGAAGGAAGAUGUAGUCGAGGGCGUGACAAUCGCUUACGGAACUUACCAGCGUCCGCAUAUGAACAACGUCAUUGAGAUUCUCGAGAUCUCGGACGUUUUCUUCUACUUCUAA
Messenger RNA from Galendromus occidentalis (western predatory mite), 1631 nucleotides. RefSeq names its product BTB/POZ domain-containing protein 6-B. The transcript is spliced from 8 exons. The record is from RefSeq and is a predicted model, not a curated record. Gene Ontology annotation, molecular function: protein binding. The coding region runs from base 189 to 1631 and encodes 480 amino acids. NCBI's taxonomy places the organism in Eukaryota, Metazoa, Arthropoda, Arachnida, Mesostigmata, Phytoseiidae.